Rotaria sp. Silwood1 is the source of this 306-nucleotide messenger RNA. The record is from the annotation of a GenBank genome assembly. Lineage: Eukaryota; Metazoa; Rotifera; Eurotatoria; Philodinida; Philodinidae.
AUGUGCAAAAAAAAAAGUAAAUAUCAACAAUAUCCACGAUGCACAGAAGCAAUUGGAAAUGAUUUUGAUAUUCAUAUUAAACUUAAAGAAUGUAGUGAAGCUAAACCAAAUACAAAUCGUUGUCCAUUAUGUCAUAUGAAUAUUCAUGAUGGUGAAAAACCAUGGCGUGAACAUUUAAUGGGUGUUGAUGGUUGUGUUAAAAAUCCUCGACGUCUUCAAGCAUUAAAAAAAGAUCCUCAACAACAAAAGCCUCUUGUUCUUCCAACAUCACAAGUCAAUGUUAUAAAAAAACAAAAAAUAAAAUAA